This is a messenger RNA of Cotesia glomerata, 4394 nucleotides long. It is a transcript of the gene Nedd4, whose product is annotated as E3 ubiquitin-protein ligase Nedd-4. The record is from RefSeq and is a predicted model, not a curated record. Gene Ontology annotation, molecular function: protein binding; sodium channel inhibitor activity; ubiquitin protein ligase activity. The transcript has 15 exons. NCBI's taxonomy places the organism in Eukaryota, Metazoa, Arthropoda, Insecta, Hymenoptera, Braconidae. Gene Ontology annotation, biological process: ubiquitin-dependent protein catabolic process; regulation of dendrite morphogenesis. The coding region runs from base 1086 to 3770 and encodes 894 amino acids.
AUUUUAUCCUUCGACGUCCCUCUUCUCAAUAUAAAUAAAAUAUAUGUACAUUAUAUAUAAUAUAAGCUAUAAGUGAUAUGACACAAAUGAAAAGUGAAAGCUAUAUGUCAUCACAACAGCGAUUACUUCAGUCUUUGACUUUUUAUGUUUUAUUUUAAAUGAUAAUGGGCAACAAUAUUCGAUGCUUGUUGUGUCUUAAAUAUUAACUAUAAUUAUAAUAAUAAAUAAUGUUUGUAUGAUCUUUUUUAACAGUUAUGAUUGCGAAAUAAUUCAAAGCUUUCCAAGAUGAAGAAUUAUCGAUAAAUAGAUAGCCAGUUAUUAAGAAUUAGCUAUUAAGAUUAUGUUAAUUAUCGCAUAAAUAAUAAAUUUAAUUUAUGGAUAAUAUAUAUUUAAAAUACUUCCGUUUUGAUUGAUUUCUAUCAAUGGUAACCUUGGCCACUGUGGCGUUAUUUUCACAUUACCGUUAAUUGAGAUUAUCGAGUGAUGUUUCAUGAAGAUAUUAAUAUGUACAAUUAUCUUAGUUUCUUUCAGUAUUAAAUGUUUUUUUUUCUUUCAUAUCGUAUGCGUUAUCUUUAUAUAGGAUUAAAAUAAAAUACUGUUAUCAAUUCAUCGUCGUGGCAGACAGUCGUAUGUUGAUUCUUGUGAAAAAGUUAUUUUGUGAAAAACGCCGUUAAGAGAAAAUUAAUUAACACUUAAAAAUUCAGCUAUUAAUUAAUUAAAUAAUUAAUAAUACUGUUAAUAUAAAUCAUAAAAAAUAAUGUACGGUUUAUUGAGCAUAAACAAAAAAAUAAUAGUAAUUGCUAAGUAAACUUUCGUAUUACCUUGAUGAUUACUUCAAUGUCACACGAUUAUUUUUUUUUGUAUCAUUACAAAAAUUUAAUUCACGUUAAUAAAUCAAGUGUAUCAGUGUACUCGAUGAGUAAAUUAAAUAGCUUUUAUUGCUACUCACCAUUUAUUGUUAUUCAGAUUCAUUUUUAUUUCAAUAAAUUGUUGUUAAGUCGAAACUGAUACUUGGACUGAUUAUUCUUAAGUUUUGUUUUGUUUUUUAUUUUUUAACUGUUGUUGAUAAUUUUAACGACUAAAAUAUGCCUGGUACAUUGACUUGUCCGAUGUACGUUGGAGUUGAAAGGCCAGGUCAUCGUAGAAGAGCCAACACUUGGGAUUCUCGAAGUCGGAGAAGAUCUACUGUAACGCAUCAACAUGUUGCGCCACAACGACCUACUAGAUUAUCUCUCGCUGAAUUAAUUAAUGAUGAGUCCAUCAGAAGGCUGAGGUUGAGAGUGAUAGCGGGCCAUCAGCUGGCUAAGAAGGAUAUUUUUGGAGCCAGUGAUCCUUAUGUCAGGAUUGAUUUGUAUCCAAUCAACGGUCAUGAGACUGUCGACUCAGUACUUACUAAAACUAAGAAGAAAACACUUAAUCCUGUUUGGGAGGAAGAAUUUUUAUUCAGAGUUAAGCCAUCAGAACACAAGCUGGUGCUCCAAGUAUUCGAUGAAAAUAGACUAACACGAGAUGAUUUCCUGGGCAUGGUUGAGCUGAACCUGAUGAACUUGCCGAAGGAACAAAUCGGUAGAAGUAUUCCUACAAAACAAUAUAUUUUACGUCCACGCAGUCAUUCCAGUCAGAGACCCAAAAUAAAGGGUACUCUUGAACUAUACCACGCGUACGUCACGGAUGAUUCAGCAGCUGAAAAUGGUGACGGCGAUACUGCCUCUGAUUCUGGUGGAUGGGAAUUGCUAGACCAGCCGAGUCCGACUUCGAAUGACAGUCCAGUUCAACCGACCGCUGAACCAUCGACGAAUGGUCCACUACCAUCUGGCUGGGAAGAACGUCAAGACGCAAAUGGCAGAACUUAUUAUGUCAAUCAUAUAGCUAGAUAUACUCAGUGGGAGAGACCAACGACACUAAAUUCAGCGCCUGUUGGUGGAGUUACAAAUGAACAACGAAGCUUAGAUACAGCAGCAACUGAAUUCCAACGACGAUUUCAUAUUAGUGUCGAUGACGCUGAAAGUAGACAGCAUCGCAGCUCAACAAUUAGCCAGGAUCGGGAAUUAAAUCGUCAAGAAGAUGAUGGCAAUAACGGAGAGGAUGAUAGUGAGGAUUGGGAUGAGUCGGUCGGGGUGAGAGAUCGCGAGUCUUUAACGCGUCCCGGUGAAUCUACUUCGACGUCUUCUACCUCUGGCCAGUCGGUUGAUCACGACGGCUAUCUGGGAGAGUGCGACGAUCAGACUGAUGACAACGUUGAUAGCCCAGCUGGUUCAAGACGAUCUUCUGAACAGCCUGUGGACAGUUCUCAGCAUCCGAUUCCCAACGGCGAUGGACUACCUCCAGGCUGGUGUAUGCAGCUAGCUCCAAAUGGUCGUAUGUUUUUUAUCGACCACAAUGAACGCGCUACGACGUGGGUCGACCCAAGGACAGGAAGACCGAGUCCAAUGCCUAAUCAUAAUGUGCCUUCGGCCACUUCUCGAAGUGAUCUAGACCAGCUGGGACCGCUUCCAGAGGGCUGGGAAGAACGUGUACAUACUGAUGGACGGAUUUUCUUCAUUGAUCACAAUACACGGACAACACAAUGGGAAGAUCCUCGUAUGUCUAAUCCUCAGAUAGCUGGACCUGCGGUACCUUACUCGAGAGAUUACAAGCUGAAAUACGAAUAUUUAAAGUCGCAAUUGAGGAAACCUAGCAAUGUACCAAAUAAAUUUGAGAUAAAAGUUGCGCGCAAUAAUAUUUUGGAGGACUCGUAUCGUAUUAUAAGCUCGGUAAACAGAGUUGAGAUAUUAAAGACAAAGCUCUGGGUUGAGUUCGAAAGUGAAGUAGGAUUGGAUUACGGUGGAUUAGCACGUGAAUGGUUUUUCCUAUUAUCAAAAGAAAUGUUUAAUCCGUAUUACGGCUUAUUUGAAUACUCAGCUAUGGAUAAUUAUACGCUUCAAAUAAAUCCUUUUUCGGGUGUGUGCAAUGAGGAACAUUUAAAUUAUUUUAAAUUUAUUGGGCGUAUUGCCGGGAUGGCAGUUUAUCAUGGAAAACUUUUGGAUGCAUUCUUUAUAAGACCAUUUUAUAAAAUGAUGCUGGCCAAAACAAUAGACCUGAAAGAUAUGGAGAGUGUUGAUUCAGAAUAUUACAACUCGUUAUUGUGGAUAAAAGAAAAUGAUCCAACUGAAUUGGAGUUGACGUUUUGCGUCGACGAAGAGAGCUUUGGUCACACGUCUCAACGGGAAUUGAAAUCAAACGGAGCAAACGUACCGGUGACAGAUGAAAACAAAGAUGAGUAUAUAAGUCUUGUAAUACAGUGGCGAUUUGUGUCACGUGUACAGGAUCAAAUGAACGCAUUUUUAGAGGGCUUUAACGCUCUAGUGCCAUUGACACUUGUUAAAAUAUUUGAUGAGCACGAAUUGGAGCUGUUAAUGUGCGGUAUUCAGCAUAUUGACGUUAAAGAUUGGAAAAAAAAUACAUUAUAUAAGGGUGACUAUCAUGCGAAUCAUAUUGUGGUGCAAUGGUUUUGGCGUGUUGUACUAUCGUUCAACAAUGAAAUGCGAGCUAGAUUGCUGCAAUUUGUCACCGGUACAUCGCGUGUACCCAUGAAUGGCUUCAAAGAGUUAUAUGGCAGUAACGGACCGCAAUUAUUUACUAUCGAGAAAUGGGGAACACCUGAAAACUAUCCACGAGCUCACACAUGUUUUAAUCGAAUUGAUUUACCGCCUUACGAGAGUUACCAACAGCUCAGGGAUAAAUUGAUCAAGGCUAUCGAGGGAUCACAAGGUUUUGCUGGAGUUGAUUAGCGCGAGAUACCAUUUUUUAUGAUUAUACCUGUAAUAUAAUGUAUAUUUAUGCAUAUAGAUAUUAUAUUAAAUUCAAUACGUAUUGUUUUUAAUCGCUUUAAAAAAGUUAUAAGUUAAUUAACACUUAUUAUUAUCAUUAAUAUUUUAUUAUAACUAUUAUCACAAAAUGUUAGGUGAUAACUUUCAUUUUGUUAAUUGAUAUUUUUUUGUCUUAUAUUUUUAUGCUAUUUGCACUUUUAAAUAUUUUAUAACAUGCCGAUUGGGAAGUGAAAUUUAAUUUCAGCGCUCAUCUUGGCAAAUCAGCGAUUAAAACAGCAGCAUUCCGGAUUUAAAUUUUUUUAAAUAAUAUAUACAUUUUAAUAAUAUAAUAUUAAUAUAAAUAUAUAUAUUUUAUUGAUGUAAGGUGAAAUAUUAAUAGUCACAAAAAAAAAAACAUUUUAUUAUUAAUAAUGACUUUUAUUAUCUUAUGCUAGUGAUUUAAUGCACUUCAAGAACUUGCUAUUGCUAAAGUGAAAAAAAAAAAAAAAAAACAAUUAUAAUAAUAAUGUACAUAUCUUUGUAAUAUGAUGGCUUGAUUUUUCGAUAGGCAAAUUACAAUAAAAAAAUGUAAUUGGUUAAUUUUAA